Echinops telfairi (small Madagascar hedgehog) is the source of this 1233-nucleotide messenger RNA. It is a transcript of the gene TUBAL3, whose product is annotated as tubulin alpha like 3. Gene Ontology annotation, molecular function: GTP binding; structural constituent of cytoskeleton. Gene Ontology annotation, cellular component: cytoplasm; microtubule. The transcript has 3 exons. Bases 16 to 1233 code for a protein of 405 amino acids. Gene Ontology annotation, biological process: mitotic cell cycle; microtubule cytoskeleton organization. Lineage: Eukaryota; Metazoa; Chordata; Mammalia; Afrosoricida; Tenrecidae. The record is from RefSeq and is a predicted model, not a curated record.
AUUUGUGGCAGGCCGAUGGACCAAUUGGAAGAUUCUAAAAUGGAGCAUAUGAGUGGAUGUGAGAGCUUCUUCUGUGAAACAAAAGCUGGGAACUAUGUGCCUAGAACCCUCUUCAUGGACCUGGAACCAACCGUUGUAGAUCGGAUCCGUACAGGGAAGUACCGCUCACUCUUCCACCCAGAGCAGCUCGUUAGUGGAAAGGAGGAUGCUGCAAACAACUAUGCCCGAGGCCACCACUCCAUGGGGCCAGAGAUCAUCGACAUUGUGUUAGAGAAGAUCCGGAAGCUGGUAGAACAGUGCACUGGACUUCAAGGAUUUUUGAUUUUCCGAAGCUUUGGAGGAGGCACUGGGUCAGGAUUUACAUCUCUCUUAAUGGAGCGACUCUCGAUAGAAUAUAACAGGAAGACUAAAUUGGAGUUCUCAGUCUACCCAGCCCCCCGGAUCUCCACUGCUAUAGUUGAGCCUUACAACUCCAUCCUCACCACGCAUUCUACCAUCGAGCACUCAGACUGCUCCUUCAUAGUGGACAAUGAGGCCAUCUAUGACAUCUGCCAGCGUAAGCUUGGUGUGGAAUGCCCUUCUUAUGCCAAUAUUAAUAGGCUCAUCAGUCAGGUGGUAUCUUCCAUUACUGCUUCCCUGCGGUUUAAAGGAUCCUUGAAUGUGGACCUAAUUGAAUUCCAGACCAACCUAGUACCUUACCCAAGAAUACAUUUCCCCAUGACAACCUAUGCGCCCAUCAGCUCUGCUGAGAAAGUGUACCACGAGCAGUUCUCUGUGCCAGAUAUCACUGCUGCUUGCUUUGAGUCCUCCAACCAGCUGGUCAAAUGUGACCCUCAGCUUGGUAAGUACAUGGCCUGCUGCCUGUUGUACCGGGGAGAUGUGGUUCCAAAGGAUGUAAAUGCUGCCAUUGCAGCCCUGAAGUCAAGGAACUCUAUCCAGUUUGUAGAUUGGUGUCCAACUGGCUUCAAGGUGGGCAUCAGCCAUCAGCCUCCCACUGUGGUACCAGGAGGGGACCUGGCCAGGGUCCAGCAGGCUGUCUGUAUGCUGAGCAACACCACGGCAAUUGCAGAGGCCUGGGCCCGCCUGGACCACAAAUUUGAUCUCAUGUAUGCAAAGCGGGCCUUUGUGCAUUGGUACAUUAAAGAAGGUAUGGAUGAAGGGGAAUUCAUAGAGGCCAGGGAAGAUUUGGCAGCCCUGGAGAAGGACUAUGAGGAAGUCGGGCAAAGUUUUUGA